Hemibagrus wyckioides is the source of this 2023-nucleotide messenger RNA. It is a transcript of the gene atp6v1c1a, whose product is annotated as ATPase H+ transporting V1 subunit C1a. NCBI's taxonomy places the organism in Eukaryota, Metazoa, Chordata, Actinopteri, Siluriformes, Bagridae. The transcript has 12 exons. Gene Ontology annotation, biological process: proton transmembrane transport. The record is from RefSeq and is a predicted model, not a curated record. Gene Ontology annotation, cellular component: lysosomal membrane; vacuolar proton-transporting V-type ATPase, V1 domain. The coding region runs from base 175 to 1440 and encodes 421 amino acids. Gene Ontology annotation, molecular function: proton-transporting ATPase activity, rotational mechanism.
CCUCCAAAGGAUCAGCUGACUGUGACGCGCUCUGGAAACACCACUGUUAUGACAUUAUGAAUAUCCAUUCGUACGAUUUUCCGCUUUAAAUAAUAACCCAAUCUUAGACACUAAUACGUAUUUUAUCUGCUUUUUUUGUACCACGUCUAUCCUCGACUAGCCCAGUGUUCAGUCAUGACGGAGUUCUGGUUGAUCUCGGCUCCUGGAGAGAAAACUUGCCAGCAGACAUGGGACAAGAUGAUGGUGGCCACCACUCGCACCAACAACCUGUCCACUAACAACAAGUUCAACAUCCCGGACCUCAAGGUCGGGACGUUAGAUGUUUUAGUUGGACUCUCGGACGAGCUGGCCAAGUUGGACUCUUUUGUGGAGAGUGUGGUGAAGAAGGUGGCGCAGUACAUGGCCGACGUGCUGGAGGACAGCCGUGAUAAAGUUCAGGAGAACCUGCUGGCAAACGGAGGUGAACAAGCAUCUCCUUCAUCUUUCUUCAUCUCCACACCAAGUCUUUUAGCCUUUUUUUUUGUUGUUGUUGAGGUUUUCUUAUUCUUAAUUUUCUACCUCUUGCUUUUAUUAGUGGAUCUGAUCACCUACAUCACGAGGUUCCAGUGGGACAUGGCAAAGUACCCCAUUAAGCAAUCUUUGAAGAACAUAUCUGAAAUCAUAUCUAAGCAAGUAACACAGAUUGAUAACGAUUUAAAGGCUCGAGCUUCAGCCUACAACAACCUGAAGGGAAACCUGCAGAACCUGGAGAGGAAGAACGCGGGGAGCCUGCUGACCCGCAGUCUGGCCGAUAUCGUAAAGAAAGAGGACUUUGUGCUCGACUCUGAGUACCUCGUCACUCUGUUGGUGGUGGUCCCCAAGACGAAUUACGGAGACUGGCAGAAGACGUACGAGACUCUCGCGGAAAUGGUGGUGCCACGUUCCACAAAUUUGCUGUUUGAGGAUCAGGACAGCGGGCUGUUCAGCGUCACGCUGUUCCGCAAAGCCAUCGACGACUUCAGGCACAAAGCCAGAGAGAACAAGUUCGUAGUACGAGAUUUCCAGUACAACGAGGAGGAAAUGAAGGCGGAUAAAGAGGAGAUGACGAGGCUGUCCACCGAUAAGAAGAAGCAGUUUGGUCCUCUGGUACGAUGGCUGAAAGUCAACUUCAGCGAAGCCUUCAUCGCCUGGAUCCACAUCAAGGCUCUGAGGGUGUUUGUAGAGUCUGUGUUAAGGUACGGCUUACCUGUGAACUUCCAGGCCAUGCUGCUGCAGCCCAAUAAGAAGAACAUGAAGAAGCUGAGGGAAGUGCUGUAUGAGCUCUAUAAACAUCUGGACAGCAGUGCUGCUGCGAUUAUUGAUCAAUCUGCUAUGGACAUUCCCGGUCUGAAUCUGAGCCAGCAGGAGUAUUACCCUUACGUCUAUUACAAAAUCGACUGCAACCUGCUGGACUUCAAAUAAUCCAGGAAAAAAAUAAUCCAACGUUGCACGCCGUCACAUCCCUCAGCUCUGUGGUAGAGUCCUAGUGAAGAAGUGUGAGAUGAUGUUUCAUUGAGUUGUGUAUUUAUCUUUCCACCCCCCCCCUCUCUCUCUCUCUCAUGUCCAUUCCUGUUCUCUCUUUUGCUCUGCUGCUCACUCCAGUGUGUGACCACCGUCCCCAUCAUGUUUACAGGAUUAUUUUUUUUAUAAAACAUCUCAAAUCUGUAUCUAUAAAUAAAUAUAUAUAUAUAUAUAUAUAUAUAUAUAUAUAUAUAUAUAUAUAUAUAUAUAUAUAUAUAUAUAUAUAUAUAUAUAUAAAGAAGCAAUCCCUGUGUUUUAAUAUGAACGUCAUUCCAUGGUAAUGCGAGUGUUUUGUGUUUGUUCCAUUUCAGAAUCACUAAUAGAUAUUUUGUUGUGUGAGGACGCUGGUGUCUUUACCUUCUCUGUAUCAGUAGUUCCAUGCUAAAGGAACGAACCGUGUUACAAAUGAUACCGUAACAGAUAAUGUGUUGUGUACAUUUGGUGUUGAUGAAAUAUAAUAUAAUAUAUAUAUAUGUCAAAAAUC